CUUGCUUCGUGCAACAGUGCAACAUAUUGUCCCUUCACCAAAGACCUGAAGAUCAUUGCGUCUUGCUUUUUGUUCACUCUUACCCCCCCUUUGCCUACAACCAAAGUCAGAAGUCAUGGCUCCGGCACGAAUCAUAACGAUCUCUUCAGGACCCGAUCGAGAUGCUCCCAUUCCGGCCAGCGACGCUCGCCACGAGAACCAGUGGUACAAUCAAGAUUUCGACGGCUAUCGUAUCACAGAGCAGCCCUUACAUGCGAAAAGACACAUUCGUAUGAUCUGUGUUGGCGCUGGAGCCGCCGGGCUGCAGAUCGCAUACAAAGCGGAGCGCCUCCUCGAGAAUGUCGAGCUCCGGAUCUAUGAGAAGAACCAUGACAUCGGAGGAACCUGGCUUGAGAACCGGUAUCCGGGCUGCACUUGUGACAUCCCAAGUCAUAGCUAUCAGUUCACUUGGGAGAAGAAUCCAAAUUGGAGCCAUUUCUACUCUUCGUCUGAGGAAAUCUGGAGAUACUUCAAGCAUGUGUCGACGAAGUAUGACCUAGAGAAAUACGUCAAGUUCAACACCAAGGUUCAAUCAGCGCGGUGGGAUGAAGACGCUGGGAUGUGGCGACUCAUCGUCAUAGCUGCAGAUGGCAGUCAGUUUGAGGACGAAUGUGAGAUUCUGGUUAAUGGAUCUGGGGUACUCAACACCUACAAAUAUCCGAACAUCCCAGGCAUCAAAGAGUUUGGUGGAAAGCUCAUGCACAGUGCGGCUUGGGAUGGCAACUAUGACUUGAGUGGGAAGACCGUAGCUGUCAUCGGAGGUGGUUCUUCUGCAGUGCAAAUAAUUCCAAAUAUUCAACCCGUGGUUGGAAAAUUGAUACCCUUCCUAAGAUCAUCUGUGUGGAUCACGACCGGAUUUGGUGCAAAGUAUGCCGGCCCAGGGGGGACUAACUUCAAGUACACGGAUGAACAGUUGGAAGAAUUCAGGAAGGAUCCCGCGAGGCUGGCCAAGUAUUGCAGGGAUAUCGAAGGCGAGCUCAACAAGCGCUUUACUCUGAUGCACAGAACGAGCAAAGAUCAAAAGGCAUCCAGAGAUCUAGUUGCAGAUAUCAUGCGGGAGCACCUCGAUAACGAUUCAUUUCUCACCAAGAAAAUAAUUCCUGGAUUUGACCUUGGCUGCCGAAGAAUGACUCCGGGCUCGGGAUAUCUACAAUCAUUGAAGAAAGAUAAUGUCCAAGUUGUGACGGAAUCAGUUGUGAAAUUCACGAAAGAUGGGCUGGUGGAUGAUUCAGGUACCGAGCACAAGGUAGAUGUGGUAGUCUGUGCUACUGGCUUCGAUGUUUCGUUCACGCCUCGCUUCGAGGUGACUGGCCGCGAUGGAGCAAAUAUCAAGGAACAAUUUGGAGAGAACCCUAAAGCGUACCUGAGCAUCACCGCUCCCAACUUCCCAAACAUGUUUUUGUUUAUCGGCCCCAACGGGCCUGCGAGUCACAGCUCCCUCCUGCCGAUAUUGGAAUGGCACACGCGAUAUCUCUUCCAGAUGGUGGAAAAGAUGCAAACCGAGAACAUCAAAGCUUUUGCCCCAAAGAUGGCCGCUGCUGAGGAACUCUACCAACACACACAUGAGUUGAUGAAGCGACUUGUCUGGUCGUCACCGUGCAGAUCGUGGUUCAAGAUGGGCAAGCAACACGGCCCCGUCACAGCAAUUUAUCCUGGCAGUCGACUGCAUUAUUUUGAGAUGCUGAAAAAUGUGAGAUAUGAAGAUUACGAUAUCACCUAUCGCAGCAAAAACAGAUUCCAGUUUAUGGGGAACGGCUACACUCAGUGUGAGCUGAAUGUUGAUGGAGAUCCUGUCUGGUAUUUCGAUGACCCGUUUGUUCUUAUCUAGACGAAGUAGAUAGCUUUCCAAAGCAUUUAAAUGGCC
Messenger RNA from Hyaloscypha bicolor E, 1903 nucleotides. Its product is annotated as FAD/NAD(P)-binding domain-containing protein. The coding region runs from base 116 to 1867 and encodes 583 amino acids. The record is from RefSeq and is a predicted model, not a curated record. The transcript has 6 exons. Gene Ontology annotation, molecular function: N,N-dimethylaniline monooxygenase activity; NADP binding; flavin adenine dinucleotide binding. Lineage: Eukaryota; Fungi; Ascomycota; Leotiomycetes; Helotiales; Hyaloscyphaceae.